Sitodiplosis mosellana (orange wheat blossom midge) is the source of this 5595-nucleotide messenger RNA. RefSeq lists its product as uncharacterized. Gene Ontology annotation, cellular component: transcription repressor complex; nucleus. Lineage: Eukaryota; Metazoa; Arthropoda; Insecta; Diptera; Cecidomyiidae. The coding region runs from base 377 to 1858 and encodes 493 amino acids. The record is from RefSeq and is a predicted model, not a curated record. Gene Ontology annotation, molecular function: RNA polymerase II cis-regulatory region sequence-specific DNA binding; DNA-binding transcription repressor activity, RNA polymerase II-specific. The transcript has a single exon. Gene Ontology annotation, biological process: neuron differentiation; negative regulation of transcription by RNA polymerase II; regulation of cell cycle process.
AUACGCACAUCGAAACAACAAAAAUUCAAUUUCAUUUCGUUUGAAAUUUCAUUUCAUUUGAUUUUGCUCGGCCGUUAAUUGCGAAUACAACAUAAAUAAAACAACAGAAUUUUAGUUUGGUUAUUUGAAUUGUGUGCGAUUUUUUUGGUUUUUGAAAUAAAAAAAAAGUGUGUAGAGUGAAUUAAAAAAAAAUUAAUAAUUUGAUAAGCGUCAAUCGAAACGCCAUCGGAAAUCAUUUAAAAUUGACAAUAAUAAACAAAAGUUGAGACAAGCGAAGCAGAGAGAGAGAGAGAGAAGGGAAACAACAGAUUGAUAGCGCUAGCGAAUGGGAAAAUAAGCGGUGACAAGUUGGAGGAAUAAAAUUCAUGUCAUUUCAAUGGCCACAUCAAAAUCAUAUCGUUCGAUGCCUUCAAGCAAUAUCAGUAAGUUUGCCAGCGACAAUUCUGGUCUGCUGACGACGGUCGCCGAUCUACCAUACAAUUUCAAAUUGCAAUAUGUGAGCGUUGAAACGCCACUGGAUUUAUCGCUAAAGAGCGUACUUGGCCAAAUAACACCACCACAUUCACCGCAACGGUCGCCAUUAAAAAAGCGACCAUAUCAUCAUGUUAUCGAAACGGAUGUCGUUGAUGAAGAUGAUAAAAAGACCACUACGAUUAAGAAUGAUCCUGGCAGUGACGUUGAGCCAUCGCCGCCGCCAGCAAAGCUUGUCAAAAAAGAAGUUACACCGAAUGGAAAACAAAUCAAAGUGACUGCCAUGCCAAAAACCCAUAAGUCGGUGUCGACAAAUAAAGCGGCUACAGCGGCAGCAGCAGCAACGGCACCGGUGGCUGCAAACAAUGUAAAAGAGCAUAAGCGUGUUAAGGCUGUGCGCAAAUUGAAGUUCGAUGAGAAAAAAUCGUCGCCCGUAUCGGGCACCAUAAUCCGUGCGCUUGACGAAAUCGACAGCAAUAUUCCAAUGGAAUCGGGCGACAUUGAUCCACAAUUCAAUAUUGUUGAAGUGACCGAAGAGGCAAAAGCCGAAAUUGCCGCUAUACCAAAUGUGAUUGGCGCUUAUUUGUGUAAAUUGUGUCAAAUCGAGUUCGACGACGCAUUCUGUUUGGCAAGACAUCGUUGCUCAUGCAUUGUUCUAUUGGAGUAUCGUUGUCCCGAGUGUGGUAAACGCUUCAAUUGUCCGGCCAAUUUGGCAUCACAUCGUCGAUGGCACAAACCAAAAGAUGAAGUUAUGAAAAAAGCCAACGAAUCAAAUGGAUCAGGUGAUGGUGGCGGUGACGAGAAUGCCGUGCAGUAUCCGUGUAAUUUGUGUGGAAAGUUUUUCAAGCGUCAAGCCUAUUUGCGAAAGCAUUUAGUGACGCACAAUAAACCAAACAGUAAAACAAAUAAACGAACCGUUCUGUCGGCCAGUGAUUCAAACGACGAUGGUGUUAGCAAUGGUGGUGGUGGUAGUGGUGUUGAUGGUGGCAAAAGCAUCAAUGCCAAUGGCAAUACCAGUGCUACGAAAAAUGCACGAACCAACGGUAACAAUCACGCAACAAACAACAGCAACAGCAACAGCAACAGCAACAGCAAUAGUGGCCACCGAACCAAAAGUGUUUGCAGCGAUGACUCAGUAUCGUCGUCACAGGAUUCGAUUGCAUCGAGCGUACGCUUUACAUUCAAUGUUAAUUCGUCGAAUGAUGUGAAUAAUGCCAACGAAACAAGAAACUAUGACGACGUUCAGCCAUCCAGUUCACCCACACAUUUUCGACUGUUUAAAAGUGACAUUUUUACGGAAGAGGAAAAUAUUGCUGCGGCCGCUCUGGCUCACCUGAGACACGCCAAAGAUUCCGUCAUACGACACACCACCGCAUUAUCAACGUAGGACCAAAAUGGGAAUCAAGCGGAUUUUUGCCGAUUUGAUUCAUCUGUGCGACACCACCGUGGACGACGACGACGACAACAACUACAACGACGGGCCGCCCAUUCCUCCUGCUGCCACUCGCAACAGUAUCAACUCAUUUUGUGUGUACAUAUACGAGCAAAAACAGAGAAUAUACUAAUUUAUUGAUUCGAUUUAGGAUUUUAUGACAAACACUUUAAGUAGAAACAGUAACAAGGAAUUAUCAAGCGAUUUCGAUGUUCGACAUCGACGUCGACACGUCAACGUUCGUCGAUUUGUUCGUGGAAUCGCCUCAAUAUGUUAGUAAAUGUCAAUUAUAGCUAAGCUUUUCUACCCAUUCCAUGGAAAUGAUUUUCUUUUAUAUUUAUUUAUUUAUUGUACGCACACCUUAUUUUCUUUUUUCGGCGUCUAUUUUCAUUCCAAAUGAAAUCUCUUUUGCAAUUGUUUUCAUCUAUACAGACACAGAGAGAGAGAGUGAGAGAGAGAGAGAGAGAGAGAGAGAAAGGACAAUAUAUUUUUUUUAUUUGAUUUUUUUUUAUUUGUCUUUAUUUUGAUGCUUUUUUUCGUCAUAUUAUUUUAUUUUUAUUUUAAAAAGAAUUUUAUAUGAUUAUCCACGACGUUUCGUCUCGAAACAACGAUGGAAUAACAUACACGGAUGAGUAUCAUCUAGUCAGAGUGUUUUCGAAUUGAACGCAAUUCGAAAACGAUAUAUUUUAUACUACAUAUAGGAUAUGUAACUUAAUUUUAACGAAGAAGAAAACGAAGAACGAAAGGAGAAAACGAGAAAAAAGAUGAAAAUGCGCUUUCCGAGCUCAAAAAUAAUUGUUUCCCAUUCAUUCGUUGCGUCGAUCGAGUUUCGUUCGACGAUUGAUAUGACAAAUAAGUAAGAAACCGAUCGAUUUUAAAAAUUGUCGUCUGAAGCUUUUAGAUGAAAUCAAGUAGAAAAGAGAACUUAAGGAAUAUUUUUCUACAUACACAUACACAUACACACAUACAUUCAAAGAUAUCAAGAGCUUAGUUUUAAUGGAAUAGCGUUAGCGACGACCGACAGCGAUGUCGUGUCUCACUCUCUAUUUGACGCUGGAAAAUUUAGUAUUUUAAAUGUUCUUUUAUUUUCAUAUAAAUAAAUAUAAGAGAAACAAAGUGUGUACACUUAAAUGGCGCACAUUUUUCUUUCGUUGUGCAAUCCCGUCGCUUUCUUCAUAUGUGUCAUAAUGAUCUCGCCCAAUUUUUCGAAUCGAUUGUGAAAACACUGCAAGUUUUUUUCGCAUCCGACGGAGAGAGAGUGAGAGACAGAGAUUAGAUUAAUUGAAUUAGAUAAUGGAUUUUUAAUUUAUUUUUAGACACUUAAGUUGUAAUUCUCAAAUGCCGAUAUGAUUGCCAUGGCCAAACAUAUCGCACCACACAGCUAAUACCAAAAAAAAAAAACAAGUAAAGCCGAUGAAACGAAAAAAGCGUAAUAAUAAACCGUAGAAUCGUGUGCGGCUACUACAAAGUAAUUAGCCCGUAGGAAUUUGAAAUAAGCCGUAGAUAAGUGCGUGUGCAUUCGUUCAUUCAGAAAAUCAUGUUACAGAACCAAAAUGAUGCAUUGGACUAUUAAACGUGACUCUUGAUGAUAACACACACGUGCUAAUUGUCUAGCUACAGAUUUUCUUCUGUUUUUUUUUUCUCUAUCCAAUUUUCCAAUCUAUUUUAUUAUUAAUUCGUUGCAUUUCUCUUACGUUAAGAUGUAUAUAUAGCUCAUAUCACACCAGGAAAUGUUCCCUGCGCGCGCCGUGCACAUCCACAGCGAGAGCGCCGUUAAUUUUCAAAUAUCAAAAUGCAUAACAUAAAAAUUUAAUCGCUUUACAUAUCUAUGAUGUGUGCGUGUGUAUUUUUGUUUGUUCGUUGUUUGCAUAAGGCCACUAAUGCGCUACACAGUUGCAAUUUUCCACGUUAAAGAAUUUCCAUUCUUGCAUCCUGAAAUAUAUAUAUAUACAUUCGAGAGACGUACACUCACACAUUCCCUUCCGUUCGAGUUCGCAUACACUUCGAUCCAUUGCGAAAGCAACCGAAGAGAACAUGAAGAAAAUAACAUAUCACAUUUGACAUUCAAUAUCUUAUGAAAAUACAAUGAGCGAAUUUGAAUUAUUUUUAUCACAGAUUCAAUAUUCGUCUCGUUGACAGGCCAAAAAUGUAUUUUGCGUAGCAAACGACACCGAACAUAUUAUAGCAUUUAGAUUUCAUUUUUCUCUUUCUCGUCCUUACCUACUACGAAUGGACUUACAUAUACAUAUAUUUUUAGAAAGUAAGAAACAGAAGCAUUUCAAAUUCGAAAAUAAGAAAAUAAAUGCAUGGAAAUUUUCAAUUGAACAGAAAGAAUGAAAGAAGAAAAAAAAACGUACCGAAGAAAAGCAUUGAAGAGGAAAAUAAAUACACAUAUUUUGUAAUUUGAAAUAGUUUCGUUUCGUCAAACGCAACAAAGAAUACACAAUAAUAAAAAAAAAAGAAGAGAGAACUAAAAAGAAAAUACAUGGAUUUGCCUUGAGACCAACUCACUGCCUUCGAUAAAUACAAAAUGAGAGAAUAAUCAUGAAGAAAGAAACAUAUAUAUAUAUAUUUAUUACAAAAUCCAGGAGAAUAACGUGCAUUGUCGCAAUAACAUAUACAAAAUAUUUCUACAAAAUAUAUACGCAUAUAUUUUUUGCGUAAAAUAUACAGAGGACCAUCAGUUGCCUGUCUCUAUAUUAAAUCCGAAAACAAUGAUAACACAAACCGUAGAAAUGAAUUCAACUAGACAAAGAAUGGCGCACAACAUUUGGUUUCAUUUCACCGACUCGAUGUCAGACGCAUGAUGAAGUAAAUUUUAUGAAUAUUUUAGAUGUUUAGAUAAUAAAUAGAAAAAUAUAAACAACAACAAAAAAAAACAUUCUUGUGAUAAAUGAUAAUAAAUGUUAGGACACAAAUGAUUUUAACUCAAAAUACCACAAAUACGACAAUCACUUUGGUUCAUGUUCAUUCGCAGUGGCUUUGCGGUGGUGUGUUCCGUUCAAAUAAAAUUUUUUUUUCUCAUAUAUUCGGAAUUCAAGUCUGAAUGAACGAACAAAGAAGAUAUUGAAAGGCAUUAGGAGUGAAGAAACGGAAAAUUCCAAAUUUGCUCAUCAAAUCCAUGUAUGUAACCUCAGGUAAUAGGAAAAGGAUACUUUGAACGAACUCAAGAACAACAAAGCAAUCCAUUGGAGCUACAUUUAAGUCAAAGUAAAUCAUUAAACAUUGACAAACAUGAAGCUAUAACGCAACUUAAAUAGACUGAUAAGAUCAAAGUUUUGUGGGUGCUUUUAAUUUUCGAGCAAAAUCUAUUUUGCCAUUAGCAAUAAAUUGUCACGGGGGAAAUGUAUGCAAAUUGAAAUUGGGCUUAUUUCCCGCAUUUGCUGUAAGUCAACUCCAUCGUCCUAAUGAAAUUUAAAUGAAAUUUUAAUAACAAAGUUUUAAGUUUGAAAGAGAAAGAAAAAAAACACCCGAAGAAUAGGGAUGACAAAAUUGAAGACAAGGCACUUCGUUUCCACAUAAGCCACACUAGUGAACAUGAAUAUUCGAUAGAUUUGUUGAAAUCAAACGAACAACCAAUUUUUUUUUCCUUCAAAUAACGGAGUUUAAAGACAUGGAAUUGUGUGUUGGAAUUAAUACAAAACGUUACAUUUUAAGACAUACUUGUAAAGCGCAACCCACAAACAAUCGAA